Messenger RNA from Mycena indigotica, 1773 nucleotides. Its product is annotated as Integral membrane protein. Bases 13 to 1773 code for a protein of 586 amino acids. The record is from RefSeq and is a predicted model, not a curated record. Gene Ontology annotation, biological process: retrograde transport, endosome to Golgi. Lineage: Eukaryota; Fungi; Basidiomycota; Agaricomycetes; Agaricales; Mycenaceae. Gene Ontology annotation, cellular component: membrane; Golgi apparatus. The transcript has 13 exons.
CUUCCGCAGACCAUGUCUGCAUUUCUGCUUCCACUCCUUCUCUUAUUCUCCCACUUUCAUCGCGGAUACGGAUAUCAAGUUAAAGUCUCGGAAACAGACUCUAAUGGCCACCAGACCUGCAGCGGCAUGUGGGCUAACGAAAACACUUAUAUCAACACAACAUUCUCUCCAACUUCCGAGGGACAGCUUGCCAUGGUCAUUUACGAGUGGAAGGAUGUCCAAUUUCUGGGCAAGGUUACCUCGUUAUCCGACGAAGGAUUGCCGCAGAAAACAUACGUUUGCACUUCAAACUCACUUGCUGCGGGCUUCUGCACCCAAGAAGAGAUGGGGCGCUUCAUUAUUGAUCUGCCAAAGGGCACCCUUUUGAACUCGACUUCAUUCUGGAAUGCGCGCGUGGAGCUCCCCGCAAACCGAACAGACUCGAGCCGUAGUGAACCGACGAGUAACGGUUUUUGGAAUAAUCCUGCUGGAAAUCCAACCCCGCCGCCUGGAGGACACCCCACAGCAUGGAAACGCGACUUGAAUCCAAGCCCCCCAGGAAUUUUGAAGUACAACAGCACGAUACAUUAUCUCGUCAGGAAAACGGGUUACUAUUGCGUUGCCAUGGUUCCUGUCACUGUCAAGCACAACGACGAAGAUGCACAUGCCAAAUACCAGGCUUCGGUAUUUUUCCAGAACACGUUCGCUGGGAAGUUGCCAGCAACAGAUUAUCCGAAAGUUAACUUCUAUUUCGCAAUGUUCUUGGUCUAUAGUGUGUUUGCUCUCGCGUGGGGAUGGUUGUGCUAUCAACACGUCAACGAACUAUUGCCUAUUCAAUACUAUCUCUCGGGCCUUGUUGGCCUUGUGGUCAUUGAAAUGGUUGCUAACUGGGCUUACUAUCGCUAUCUCAAUGCCCACGGGAAAGGCACGGCAUCCACUGUAUUCCUCAUCGUCGUUGCUAUUCUUGAUGCUGGCCGCAAUUCCAUGUCAUUUUUCAUGCUCUUGGUUGUCUCCCUUGGCCUCAGUGUUGUCCGCGAGUCACUUGGACGCACCAUGAUUAAAUGUCAAGCCCUGACUGGUGCCCACUUCAUAUUUGGCAUCCUUUAUGCCGUUGGUAUAGUCGAACUUGAACUGGAAUCAACAUCUGCUUUCAUUCUCCUCAUGUUUGUCAUCCCUCUGGCAUUCACACUAAGCGGAUUCCUACUCUGGAUCCUCUACUCGUUGAAUGCAACCAUUACCCAGCUCCGCGUUCGCAAACAACGGUACAAGCUCUCCAUGUUCGAGACUCUGUACAAGAUCCUUUUGUUCACCGUCCUCAUUAUCGCCAUCUUCUUCGUUGUUUCAACCAUGAGCUUUACCGGCCGUCUCGCCGAGGAUUAUUCUGCAAAAUCUUGGGAGUCCCGUUGGUGGUUACUGGACGGCUGGCUGGCCCUGCUCUAUCUUGUUGCCUUCUCGGCCAUCGCAUACUUGUGGAGGCCGUCUGCCAAUAACAGAAGACUGGCCAUGUCCGAUGAGAUCGCGCAAGACGAGGAGGAUGCUGAAGACUACGAUCUUGAGUCGAUGGGCCAGCGAGGUAGAAUAGCAGACGAGGACGAUGAUGACACCGCCACCUUGGUCAACUCGCGUCGCGGUCCCGUGGCAGAAGACCAGGUCGUUUUCGAAAUCGGAGAUGAAGAUGCUGGCAGUGAUGACGAAGAGGAGGCCAAGAAGCGGCGUCGCAGACUGUCUGGGGAGCACGCUCGUGGUGGGGAGGACGAGAGGCGGGGUUUGAUGAACGAGGGUCGAGAAGAGUGA